AUGACGACAGAAAACAGACCGGAGCCACAUCAGUACGUCAUCACUCUGCACGUCCACGACUGUUCAUCUGCAGCUCAGGAGGCGCUGCACCUCCUCCAAAGUGUCCUCAGGAAUGAGACUGAUGAUCCGCACCCCCUCAUCUCUCUUUCCAGUCCCUCCCCCCUGUCCACCCACAUUCCCAGGAUGCUGCACUCCAGCAGAGAUAAAGUUAGCACUGCACAAGUGACAACGCGUUGUAACCGCUACCCGUCAUCACCGCCACCACCAGCUCCCGUGUCGGCACUAAAGCAAGCUGUUCCUCAUCCUCCAGCUGAUGAAGGCGUCUCCAUCAUUAAUGUCCGAGACGCGUCCUUCGCUCUGCUCGCCGGUAACAUCAGCGGCAGCUGCAGGAGGAAACGAAGUCUGCGCUCAGACCACGCAGUACCCGUGGCUCGCCAUGAGGGCGGUCUGGCUCUCCCGUCGCUUGUCCUUUUUCUUCUUCUGUCGGACCUUCCAGCAGGUGGCGCUGGCGCCCAGCAGCCCCAGCCCGACAGACAGCAGCACCAGUCCCAGCACCGUGAUGGUGGACCCGUGGGAGUUGAAGGUGUAGGCCACCGCCGUCACCACAAUGCCGGCGAUGAGGACCACCACGCCGAACGGGAUGGUGCAGCGGUAGCAGGACAUCUCGGCGCCGCCCGUCGCCGCUGUGAGCUGGACUUCGUUGACAUGCGGGACGUGUGUUGUCACGACAACUCUACGAUCCUUCCUGGGCUUGUCCCGGCUCAGCUUCUCGGCGGAGAUGGACGGCGGCACCUUCAUGGCGCUCCGGGGGACCCUGCCGCCACCGCCUUUGCUGUGGAGGUCAUCGGGCAUUGUGAUCUUGCUGGCGAGGAACAGAUAUGGCUGAAGAUGUCCGUGGAUUCUGAUAACUCCUGUGUUUUGCUGUCAUCGCGUGACUCCCGGACUUCCUGCAUCUUUCAAACCGCUGAUGAGAAAGAUGACAUCCCAGGAGUGGGAGAGGAAAGCGUCCUGGAGAUGCUGAGCUACUCCAAGUUCUCCGACCUGGAGACAUGGCUGUGCAUGCCGUCCUCACUGCUGCUUUCCAGGCCUCUGGACUCCACCCACACCUCCUCGGGUUCUUCCUCCAACUCGUACUCCUCACGUGCGUCCCUCCACUCCGCCAACUCGCUCCCGGCUUCCUCCUCUUCGUCGCUGGCUUCAAACUCCCGCCGCUCCACCUGCAGCGAGCCGGGAGAAAUCAACAGGUCGUCAGAAAGAGACUCCGCCUUCCUCACGCCUACUCUGACGAAGGAGGCGGCCUGUCUGUCCACACCCCUCCUCCCCAUCCUCUCCUCCACCCCUGCACCUCCUCCCGCUGCUGCCGCUUCACGGUCCAGCUAUGGCACUCACACACGAGACUCCGCCUCCCACAGCGGCGUCAGCAUCAGGAAGCGGCGGCGUCUCGCUGCCAGUCCUGGAGGACUCCACUGGACCUCUUCAGGCUCUGUUCAGCGGGACUUCUGGUCACCUGAUCCGUCCCCGGGGUCGAGGAGGAGUGGAGGAGGAGGAGCCGGUGCGAGGAGUCUUCCCCUGGGGGAGGCGGCGCGAGUUUCCCUGCCGUGGGCCACAGACCGGGCGCUGCUGAGAAAGACGAUUUCGGUGGACGACCGUCUGCUGCAGCCGGUGGGCGGCGAGCAGCGACACCUGAGGCUGCUGAGCCGGCUGGAGAGAGGCCGGAAGAAACUCCGCAGCAUCCACAGCCCGGGAACCUCGGGGAGGUACGACACCAGGAAAAAGUGAGUGCUCUCUGAAAUAUUCCCAACGUUUGUUUCCCUCGUCGCUGCUCGCCUGAAUCAUUUCCUGUGUAAUAAGUCCUGAUUUAAUAAAACGGGAGGUGCUCCUGAAUUCAUCCGAGGGAUCGAGUCACC
Messenger RNA from Neolamprologus brichardi, 1907 nucleotides. The record is from RefSeq and is a predicted model, not a curated record. NCBI's taxonomy places the organism in Eukaryota, Metazoa, Chordata, Actinopteri, Cichliformes, Cichlidae.